CAGGCCUCCGGCGCAGGUCUCCGGCAAGUCCGCACCGCCAUGGCUCACACAGCAGAGGGUGUGUCGGAGACCGUCGAGGCGGUCAGCUUCGGCUUCCUGACGGACGAGGAGGUGAGGAAGCAGAGCUGCGUGAAGGUCACCAACAGUGUCCUGCUCGAUAACGUCGGGAGGCCGGUGCCCGGCGGGCUCUAUGAUCCAGCGAUGGGGACGCUGGACGAGAGAAUGGCCUGUAAAUCUUGCGGCCAGCGGUCGUUCAAUUGCCCCGGCCAUUGCGGCCAUAUUGACCUUGUUUUCCCGGUCUAUAACCCCUUGCUAUUCAACACGCUCUAUAACCUUCUAAAGAGGACCUGCUUCUUUUGCUUCCAUUUCAGGGAAAGUAGGAUGCAGGUCGAUGCAUGUGUUUCCAAAUUGGAACUCAUUGCAAAAGGUGAUGUUGUUGGCGCAAAAGAACUGGAUCCCAAGUGGGUUAAUUCUUCGCUCCCAGAGGCUAGUGAUGGGGGUGACAUGCAGCACGACAGCUCUGAGCAUCAGAAGCAGGGAGGAUGGACCUCACUUCAGUUCAACGAAGCGAUGUCAGUUUUGGAUAAGUUUUUGAAGCCAACGUAUAAGGAGUGUAAGAACUGCAAAGCUAAAAAUCCUGCGAUCAGUAAACCUACUUUUGGCUGGUUCCACAUGAGUGGCAUGACCGGAGCUCAAACUAGAGGAAACAUUAUUAGAGGGAACAAGCUGGAUGGGCCAUUUCUUGAUGGAGCUGACGAGGAAAAUAUGUCCGAGAUGGAAAAUAGUGAAGGUGUUGGCCUCCAUGAUAAUGGCAGAAAUGAAUCUGAAACUCAAUCAUCCACUUUUGUAUCUCCUGACAGUAUUGGCAUUGCAAAAAAAGGGCACAGAAGAAAGGGCCAAAGUUUAUCUGAUGAGUAUAUCAAGCAGAAGAAUUUUUUCGCAAGACCUUUAUUGCCAGUAGAGGUUAUCGAAAUUAUGAAACUUCUGUGGGAGAAUGAAGCACGACUGUGCUCAUUUAUCAGUGACAUACAGCAGCAGGGUUCCGGGAAUAGAGCAACUCACUCUAUGUUUUUCUUGGGGACUGUUCUUGUACCUCCCAUCAAAUUUCGUCCCCCGUCUAAGGGAGGUGAUUCGGUGAUGGAACAUCCACAUACAGUUCUAUUGGGGAAGGUAUUGCAGGCCAACAUCUCCUUACGGAAUGCUCAUAUCAAUGGGCCGCAACGUGCAUUUAUUAGCCGGUGGAUGGAUCUUCAACAAUCGAUAAAUGUACUUUUUGAUAGCAAAACUGCUACAGGUCGAGGUCAAAGAGAUGUGGCUUCAGGUAUAUGCCAGUUGCUGGAGAAAAAGGAAGGCUUGUUCCGGCAGAAUAUGAUGGGCAAGAGAGUUAAUUAUGCAUGUCGAUCUGUCAUUUCUCCUGAUCCUUACUUAGCGGUUAAUGAAAUCGGCAUUCCCCCUUAUUUUGCAUUGAGAUUAACAUACCCAGAGAGAGUAACUCCUUGGAAUAUUGUUAGUUUGCGGAGAGCUAUUAUUAAUGGCACAGAAAUUCAUCCAGGAGCAACGCACUACAUUGACAAGUCAUCUACUCUUAAACUACCACCAGCUAGAAAAGGUCGAAUUUCAAUCUCAAGGAGAUUACCUUCGUCGAGAGGGGUUGUCACGCAAGCUGGCAAGAGUUCAAAUAAUGAGUUUGAAGGCAAAAUUGUAUAUCGCCACUUGAGAGAUGGAGAUAUCGUUCUGGUCAAUAGACAGCCUACACUUCACAAGCCUAGUAUAAUGGCACAUGUUGUUCGUGUAUUGAAGGGGGAGAAAACACUUCGGAUGCAUUAUGCAAAUUGCAGUACAUACAACGCUGAUUUUGAUGGUGAUGAAAUGAAUGUCCAUUUCCCACAAGAUGAUAUUUCACGUGCUGAAGCUUACAACAUUGUGAAUGCAAACAAUCAAUAUGUUAAACCAACCAAUGGCUCUCCUAUUAGAGCAUUGAUCCAGGAUCACAUAGUCAGUGCGGCAAUUCUUACAAAGAAGGAUACAUUUUUGAAUUACAAUGAAUUCAAUCACCUCCUUUACAGUUCAGGAGUUUCUGCUGCUGGAUCAGGUCCUUUCAGGAAACUUGGGAAAAAGGUGGCAGUUGAUUUCGAAGAGAAUAUGCUCUGCCCCGUGCCUACAAUUUUGAAACCAGAACCUCUCUGGACAGGAAAACAGUUGAUUGCUGCAGUUCUAGAUCAUUUAACUAGAGGUUACCCGCCAUUUACUGUGGAAAAGCAGGGGAAGAUACCAUCUGACUUUUUUAAAAGAAAACUUGGCAGGAAGAUAAGUGAACCAGGAAAGAAAGAUGCGAUUAAUCAUAAACCCAGUGAGAAAAAGGGGACUGACAAGGAUAAAGUGAAGGAACAGGACAAGCCAAGAGAAUUUAUGCAAGAUGAAUUGAAAAAAAAUGAAGAGCCUGGUGAAGAUACUGUGUUGAUAUUCAAAAACUACCUAAUCUGUGGGGUCAUUGAUAAGGCUCAGUUUGGUGACUACGGUCUAGUCCAUACGGUUCAGGAGCUUUAUGGUUCAAAUACUGCAGGAAUUUUGCUAUCUUCAUUUAGUCGGUUAUUUACAGCUUUUCUUCAGAUGCAUGGUUUCACAUGUGGAGUAGAUGAUCUUUUGCUGAGUAAAGACAUUGAUGAAAAAAGACAACAACAACUUGAAGAAUGUGAAAGAUGUGGAGAGGAAGUACACCGCGAGGUUGUUGGGGUUCAGAAGAAAGGUUUCAUAGACCCAGCAGAACUUCAAUUAAAAAUUGAAGAAGUAAUACGCGGCAAUGGAGAUUCAGCCCUGACCAAUCUAGAUAGGAGGAUGAUUAGUAGGCUAAAUGAGUUGAGUAGUAAAAAGAUCGAGAAGAAUUUGCUGUCUGAAGGGUUAUUCAAGCCCACUGGGAAGAAUUGCAUUUCACUGAUGACUAUAUCUGGGGCCAAAGGGGGUACUGCAAAUUUCCAGCAAAUAUCUUCUCAUUUGGGUCAACAGGAGCUAGAAGGCAGACGAGUCCCUAGAAUGGUUUCUGGAAAGACUUUGCCCUGCUUUCCUCCUUGGGAUUGGGCAUCUCGGGCUGGAGGCUUUAUAAUUGAUCGGUUUCUUACUGGUCUGCGGCCUCAAGAAUAUUACUUCCAUUGUAUGGCUGGCCGUGAAGGGUUAGUCGAUACAGCAGUCAAAACAUCUCGCAGUGGGUAUCUGCAGAGAUGCUUGGUAAAAAAUCUUGAAUGCCUAAAAGUUUCUUAUGAUCAUACUGUCCGAGAUGCGGAUGGGUCCAUAGUGCAAUUUUAUUAUGGAGAAGAUGGUAUUGAUGUCCAUAAAACAAGCUUUGUGGCAAAAUUUGAUGCCCUAUUGGCUAAUCAUGACAUUAUGAAGGCAAAGUAUUCCACUGAGCUUCGCAAAUCUAAUGGCUACAUCACAGAUUUGCCGGCAGCUCUAAAGGACAAAGCAAAAAAAUUCAUGUGUGAUAGGAAUCUUUCGGUUCCUGAAUUAGCAAAGAACGAGAUAUUAAAGCCAGAAGACUUUUUGAAGUCAGUGGAACAAAAAUAUUUUUCAAGUCUUGCACAGCCUGGAGAACCAGUUGGCAUAGUUGCUGCUCAGUCUGUUGGAGAACCAUCAACACAGAUGACAUUGAACACUUUUCAUCAUGCUGGUCGAGGAGAAAUGAAUGUGACACUUGGAAUUCCACGCCUACAGGAGAUAUUAAUGACCGCGUCCACUGAUAUUAAGACACCGAUUAUGACCUGUCCUUUAUGGAGAGGGAAGUCUAAGGAUGAUGCUGAUUCUCUUGCUGAAAAAUUAAAGAAAAUCACUGUGGCCGAAAUGAUUGAAAGUAUGGAAGUUGCGGUUGUGCCAUUUGCAGUGGAUAAUCACCAGGUCUGCCGCAUAUAUAAGCUGAAAAUGAAGCUUAACAGUCCUAAAUUCUGUUCAGUAAAACACUGUGAAGAGGUCUUAGAAGUAGUAUACCUUAGGGAGUUGGAAGAUGCAAUUCAGAAUCAUCUUCUUCUGCUCUCCAAAAUCAGUGGGAUAAAGAAUUUUUCACCAGAUGUAAGACCCAAGACAUCAAACGAGACUGAUGAAGAUGCGUCUGGUUCAGCUUCACUGCAUGCUGAGGAGAGGAACUUAGAUGACGAUGGUGAUGAUGGUGAUGAUGGCAAUGACAAUGAUGAUCUCGGUUUUGAUGGGCAAAAACGUAAAAAACAAGCUACAGAUGAAAUGGACUAUGAGGAUGGUUAUGAAGAGGAACAGAAUGAACCGGAGCUGUCUGCUGGAUUAGAAACUGACGACGAUCAGGCUAAUGAAGUUGAUAUUGGCAAGGAUGAUGAUGGAGUGCCAGGGACAGCACCAGAGAUUGUGAGCCCUUCUAAAACAAAGAAAAGUAAGAAAAAAGCAAAGUCGGAUGAUGAAAGAAAGAACAGGGUUAGAACAAAAGUGAUCAAGGAGUUUGACAGAGCAAUUUUUGUGGCAGCAAAGGGAUUGGACUUUGAGGUCCAUUUCAGAUUUUCUAAUGAACCUCAUGUAUUGUUGGCUCAGAUUGCUCAGAAAGUGGCGAAAAAGGUGUACCUCAGGAGCUCUGGCAAGAUCGAAUCUUGUCAAGUGAUUACUUGCAAAGAGAAUCAAGUGAUCUACUAUGGGGAAGAUCCCAAAAGAAGACAGAAAAUUGAGGCCAAGGAGAAAGAUGCGAUUCCGGCGCUUCACACUAACGGAGCGGAUUUUUGUGCAUUUUGGCAAAUGCAAGAUAAGCUGGACAUUAGAUAUAUAUAUUCCAACCAUAUCCACGCGAUGCUCACUACAUAUGGCGUAGAAGCUGCCAGAGAAACCAUCAUAAGGGAGGUGCAGAAUGUCUUUGGUUCAUAUGGAAUAUCUGUGGAUAUCCGUCACCUCACCUUGAUUGCGGACUUUAUGACCCACACAGGUGGUUAUCGUCCGAUGAACAGGCUCGGUGGUAUAGCAGAGUCCAUAUCGCCUUUCAGUAAGAUGUCCUUUGAGACAGCUUCUAAGUUCAUAGUUGAUGCGGCAUAUCAUGGGCUGGUCGACGACUUGGAGACCCCAUCCGCUCGGAUUUGCCUCGGGCUACCUAUGAAGAUGGGUACUGGAUCUUUUGAUUUAUUACACAAACUUGAGUUAUGAGGGGCAUGAUUUGAUAGGAAAACUGCAAUUAAAUGGCUGUGGAGUUGGUAAUGUAUAGAGAGAGUACUGAGGUGGGCGAUUUUGUCUGGACUGUUAGCCCUGUUUGUGUCUCAGAUGUCGAAGGUCCAUCUAACAUUAUUAUUGAUUGUUUCUCAUUCAUUGUGAUAAUGCAUAUCAGUUUUUAGUGCAA
Syzygium oleosum is the source of this 5329-nucleotide messenger RNA. Its product is annotated as DNA-directed RNA polymerase I subunit 1. NCBI's taxonomy places the organism in Eukaryota, Viridiplantae, Streptophyta, Magnoliopsida, Myrtales, Myrtaceae. Bases 40 to 5139 code for a protein of 1699 amino acids. Gene Ontology annotation, biological process: DNA-templated transcription. Gene Ontology annotation, molecular function: DNA binding; DNA-directed RNA polymerase activity. The transcript has 21 exons. Gene Ontology annotation, cellular component: RNA polymerase I complex. The record is from RefSeq and is a predicted model, not a curated record.